Messenger RNA from Myotis daubentonii (Daubenton's bat), 2699 nucleotides. RefSeq names its product calcium binding tyrosine phosphorylation regulated (gene CABYR). The record is from RefSeq and is a predicted model, not a curated record. The transcript has 3 exons. Gene Ontology annotation, cellular component: cytoplasm; sperm fibrous sheath. Gene Ontology annotation, molecular function: calcium ion binding. Gene Ontology annotation, biological process: sperm capacitation. Bases 36 to 1781 code for a protein of 581 amino acids. Lineage: Eukaryota; Metazoa; Chordata; Mammalia; Chiroptera; Vespertilionidae.
UUUCAUCUACUCAUUCUGAUCAGUCUGACGUUUUAAUGGUGGAUGUGGCAACAAGUUUGCCUGUUUUUGCCGACGAGGUGCUGACUUCAGAGGUUGCUGAAGACACUGUGGUGACCACUUCUGUUGCAAAUUCUGGAGAGAGGGUAGCAGUGCAGGUGGCAAGCCACUCCUCUGUCCAUGUAGCUUUGGGGUCUAAGCCUACAGAUGAUCAGGCUGAACCAGCAACGGCUCCCUCACCCCCCUUCCGGGAUGAACAAGACCUCCCUGCCUUUGAUCAAGCUCCUCGGGGGUCCUGGCAGGCUGGCACUGGGGGGAAGGCCACCCCUCAUAUCUCAUCUAUCUUUAACGACAAGCCUGUGAUUGAAGCAGUUACUCAUAUGGAGCAAACAUCAGAAGAAGUAGUUACCGCUUUUUCCGAUCACAUUGUUAGUCUUAAAGAGAUUGAGCAGUCACCACCAGAGAGUGCCGUUCUUGUAGACAAGAGAGUCUCGGGCGGGCCUGAGAAAGCUGAGGGCUCUGCAGAACUUGCCCCGCUGGAGGAUGCAGACCAUCCCUCCGUGCAGGUGGAGGCAGAAGCAACCAUUCUGAUCUCCGACACCUCUCUGAAAGCCCUGCUUGCACAGUCCCUGAACCCAGAGGGCGCCGCCCAGGCCACAGGCUCUCAGAGAUCUCUGCAUCUUGAAGUGGAGAUCAUUGCGCUAGUUCCCGGGCAGGAGGAGGACUCGGCCCCCCCGGAGGCGGAGGUCAGACCCGUGGGCUCUGGGGAAGCUGCCCAAGCCGGGCAGGAGGAAGACUCCGCCCCCCCGGAGGCAGAGGUCAGACCCCUGGGCUCUGGGGAAGCUGCCCAAGCCGGGCAGGAGGAAGACUCCGCCCCCCCGGAGGCAGAGGUCAGACCCCUGGGCUCUGGGGAAGCUGCCCAAGCCUGGCAGGAGGAAGACUCCGCCCCCCCGGAGGCAGAGGUCAGACCAGUGGGCUCUGGGGAAGCUGCCCAAGCCGGGCAGGAGGAAGACUCCGCCCCCCCGGAGGCAGAGGUCAGACCAGUGGCCUCUGGGGAAGCUGCCGAAGCCGUGCACUCAGGUGCCUCAGUAACGCCACCUGGUGGCGUCCUCAGUCCCGCUCCAGAGGGUCUCAGUGGACCAGAGAUCGAACCCGAAGGGGAGGCAGCACCUGCACCAGGUUUGAUGGAGCCAGCAAUAGCAACAAGCGAAGCAGGACAGCCACCACCAUAUUCUAACACGUGGACCCUUUACUGUCUAACUGAUAUGAAUCAACCAAGCCGCCCAUCACCGCCACCUGCACCUGGGCCUUUCCCCCAGGCCACCCUCUAUUUACCUAAUGCUAAGGAUCUGCAGAGUCCACCGAAAGUCACUUCUCCAACUUACGUGAUGAUGGACGACAGCAAGAAGGCCAGUGCCCCGCCUUUUAUCCUAGUAGGCGCCAAUGUCCAGGAAGCGCAGGACUGGAAGCCACUUCCCGGGCACACGGUCGUGUCCCAGUCAGAUACCCUGAAGAGAUACGCAACAGUCCAAGUGCCCAUUGCCGUUCCUGCAGAUCAGAAAUUCCAGAAACUCCCCCGACAUGCCCAGAGUGCUAGUCCUCCUUCCAGUGGACAAGAAGGUCCCCGGCCACAGAGCCCAGUUUUCCUUUCUCUCGCUAUCCCGGUAGAAGAUGUAGCCAAAAAGUGUUCAGGAUCUGGUGACAAACGUACCCCCUUUGGAAGUUACGGUAUUGCUGGAGAGAUAACCCUGACUACUGCCAAUGUCCGCAGAGCAGAACCCUAAUGCCACAGAUGCUGAAAACGAGGCUGUCUGAGUCGACGUUCAAGGUGGAGUCUGCCACCACGCGUAAUGUAUCAGUAAACUUCAUGCAGCAUAACGCCUCGUGCUCUCGCUUCUUUGUUACUUUAGGAGGCAUACAAGCAACUGAACACAGAGGCCUAACAUUUUCUCAGACCUGUGACAUAAUAGCAUUUGCCAACUCAUGUCGACAUUGUAAAGAGAAGUGCUCACCCAGGCGUUUUCCUAGUCCGUGUUUCCGUUGGCAUUUCUGUAUUUGGCAUUCACACCAAAAGAAGUAGCACCUGCCGUAGCCCUGUUUCCCAGAGAAACACCUACUAAAUGCCGCUGGCUCUCUGGCCCUGGGCUGCAGCACACCAGGACCUCUUUGUAAGGACAUUUAAAAAUAUAUAUAUAUUUUUUUAAGAGAAAGAGGAAAGGGAGAGAGAAACAUCAUGCCCCAGUGGAAUUGAAACAGUGACCUCUUGGUGCAUGGUCAAUGCUCAGCCACUGAGUCACACUGGCUGGGCUGUAAGGACAUUUCUUAAAAAUACAUUUUUAUUGAUUUCAGGGAAGAAGGGAGAGGGGGAGAGAGAAACAUCAAUGAUGAGAAAGAACCACUGAUUGGGUGCCUCCUACACGCCCCCCACUGGGAUUUGAGCCCAUAACCUGGGCAUAUGCCCUGACCAGGUACAUAUGACCAGAGGCCAAUGCUCAACCACUAAGCCACGCUGAUCCAGGCUCAUUAUCCAAAAAAAUGUAAAUAAUUUUGUGUCACUCCUUCCUUACCCCAAUGCAUACAUUGCAAUCCCUUCGUGGUGAAUUCUGUCAGUUACCUGAUUGGAGACACCUCAUCAAGCCACUUAAGCUCUUACUGAAAGGCCGCCUAUCCCCUCUGGCCUCAAAUCCCAACUGCUAAGCAGC